Molecule: messenger RNA, 1919 nt
Organism: Python bivittatus (Burmese python)
Lineage: Eukaryota; Metazoa; Chordata; Lepidosauria; Squamata; Pythonidae
Gene: MORN1
Product: MORN repeat containing 1
Source: RefSeq, a predicted model, not a curated record
AGAAAAGGAAGCCCCGCCCCCUAGCAACGCGGCAACCAAUCCGCGGCGGGAUCCGGGCAGCGUCCCCUGAGGGAGACGGGCAAAUGGCGGCUGAGCGGGCUGCCUCAUACUAUGGGGAAAUGAAGGACCAGCGAAGGAAUGGUUAUGGACGUUACGUUUAUCCCAACUCCUUUUUCAAGUACGAAGGACAGUGGAAGCGAGGGAAAAAACAUGGACAUGGGAAGUUACUGUUCAAAGAUGGGAGUUAUUAUGAAGGCGAAUUUGCGAAUGGAGAAAUUGUUGGCCACGGACUCAGAUACUGGGCAUCUACAGGGAAUACUUAUUCCGGCCAAUUCCUCUGUGGAGAACUUCACGGGCACGGGGUCUUUCGUUAUGGAAAUGGUGGAAAAUAUGAAGGAGAGUUCUCCUAUGGGAUACGAGAAGGCUACGGAUCACUGACUGGAAAGGACGGAGAGACUUACCAAGGAUGCUUUCAUAACAACAAAAAACACGGAGGAGGAAAAAUGACUUUCCCAAAUGGGGAUGAAUUUGAAGGCGACUGGAUCCUGGAUCAGAGACAAGGCCAUGGAAUGCUUCACUGCCCUGAUGGAACCCUGUAUGAGGGACAGUGGAGAAAUGAUACAUUCAAUGGACAAGGCUGUAUGAUCCAUUGUUCGGGUGUCAUCUACGAUGGCCUCUGGCAUAACGGCUCCCCUAUGGGGCAAGCAAAGACGAUGGUGAUUUUGGGACCAGAGGUGAUGGAUACAGGCCCAGGAUCGGUUGUUACUUUUCAUGUUCAACUGCAGACUGAAAAAGGAGAGAUUUCUAAAAGCGAAAGGGGUCGACUGCUGGAGAUUACUGCUGAGAUCAAAAAGUUCCAGUUUCCAGCAAGCUACAGAACCAGCUUCAAUGAAUUGCUUGAACCAACUGAGAAGCAGUUCUUCCAAAACUCUUUGAAGUUUGGGAGCGUCGGCUAUCCUUUGAUGGCUGCUGUGUCUGGAAGCCUACCAUUGCAAGACGCUCCACCAGUUGUCAGCAAAUCUGGACACACUGGGCCUGAAGCACCAGCCUCCAAAGAAAGGAAGCCAGAACCCAAAACAAAGUUCCCGGCUGGUGCAGGAGGUGCCCUUAACAGCCGGAAUAAAGGAAGCCAUACCUACGGUUUUCCCCGUUUGCAAAGGAGCAAGCAUGGCUGGGCCACUUUCAGAAACAUCACCCUCGCCUCUCUUCUGGCCAGUCCGCACCCUGAUCCACAGAUGGGUGAACUGCUUGAAAGAGAAGUUGAAAAGCAAAGUGCCCAGACCUCUACAGAGGAAAUGGAAGCUUCUGCCAUGUUUAUGGCCAGAAGUAGCAGAUCAGGAAUGGCCAUUGAAGGAUGGAAAUCCAGGGCGAAUGAAACUCCUCUGAACGUCACACCACCUCCACCAGGAGAGUAUGUAAUUAUGGUUCGUGAAGUGACAUCACCUCCAUUUCUAGGCCAACUUCUCCCACCUGUUUUCAAGCUUUUGAGAGUUCUGCCAAAGAAAGACAUAGUUAUUGGUUCCAGUAAAGAAAUUCAGAAAGAUCUUGGCAGUUAAAGGGGGAGGAAAUCGAUGGACCGCAACCAGGCUCCCACCUGAAUUUAAGGGGAGAUAUAUGCCCUUCACUGACAUGGGAAUCAUUCAUGCAACUUCACCUCUCAGUAAUUUCUCUCUUUCUCUUAAAAAGGAUCUACAGCAUGGGAAACAAAAUAGCAAAGAAACAAAAUACAGCCACCUGCUUUAUCUUUUCUUCUAGCCAAUAUUAAUUUAGAUGAACUGUAGAUAUUUAAUCUUGCGUCGCGUUUGCAAGCGAGCGAGUUGGGGCAGCAGUUUGGCCAGAUGUCCAGAGAUUGUCGAAGUCGAUGAAUCAGCUGGUCAUCUAAUCGCUGAAAACGCACAUCACAAAUUAAAUGUAUAUCU